GAUAGGAUAGAAUACCUAGGUAGGAGGAGUUCUCCCCAAUCACUGGCAAUCAGUUCCAAUGCACUUGGGUGGGCGCUGAGCUGGUGCUGAGGAGAGCAGAGUGCAUAUGAGGUGUUGUCUCCCCUGCACUGGCACCGCGUCUAGUCCCAUCAUGACGCCCGUUCAACCUAGAGAGAGACAGAGAGAGGAAAUCCCAUCCCUGUGGUAUUGUGGUUAUCAUUUACGGAGUAGGAAAAUAUAAGCUGCUAAUCCGUACUAUGCUUAUACUCCGUAAAAUAAUAAUAGGCAUGAAAUGGCCGAGACAGCGCUGGACGGUCACGCUGUGUAAUCAGGCGUCCUGGGUGGUCACUGAGCCACACGCCAAGAGCAGCGCCAGCCAACCACACGGGUCAACAGGGUGGUAUUGAUACCGGCUUUCGUCCGCGGUACGAGUAUUUACCGCUAGACCCGUUCUGGCCGCUGCAACCCGCUCCCGACUCCCUCCCCCAGCGCUCUUCUUCAUCUCUUUUCUUGUCUCCCUCUCCCCGUUUUCCUACCUCCCUCUCUUCCCUCCCUCGUUUUCGAGAUUCAACUUCGAUUCUCAGCAGAAGUGCGUUCUAUCGCCCUUCCUGUGCACCUUGCCUCUCCUUUGUCUCUCUCCUUAAUUCGCCCUUCCCAUAAUCCUGCUGUCGUCCUUGUUCGACCCAGAUCCUUCGGCUCUACCUCCUACCUCCUUCUUUCCCUCCCGCCGCCAACCACACAACAAGCGGGCAUAUAUCACCAAACAAGGGGCUUAUCCGAUUUAAGCUUCUGUGCUCUCUUUUAUUCCGUCCUACUAGAAGGGUGUUGAGUUUGAUCGAGUCGAGGCGCCAUCCGCUUUAGGGGCGUGUUGGUCCUGUUACCCAGCCUCGGGAGAGCCCUCCGCUGCUGCUUACAGCUACUACAGCGUACUGCUACUACCACUACUACUGCUACAACUAUCACUGCUCCUACGAAGACCUAUUAUUGACGAGACUGUCACCCAUGCCAAGCCCGUCACGGUCUAGCGCCCAUUAACGUCCACCUCUCCGCAGCCGCCCUUUCAACAAUCCCCAACCCAACCUUUCCCACCGCCAUAUUGUCUUCACACACAACCCCUUCUCGAUUUGUGCCCCAAGGCCCUGUCGGUCGUCACAGCAAGUCGUGAUGACCUCUUCGUCAAAUGUCGUCGGUGUCCACUACCGUGUGGGCAAAAAAAUCGGCGAGGGCUCGUUCGGUGUGAUCUUCGAAGGCACCAACCUGCUGAACAGCCAACAGGUUGCUAUCAAGUUUGAACCUCGGAAAAGCGAUGCUCCACAGCUUCGAGAUGAGUAUAGAACGUACAAAGUCCUUGUUGGGUGCCCUGGCAUACCUAAUGUCUACUACUUUGGCCAGGAGGGCCUUCACAAUAUCCUUGUUAUCGACCUCCUAGGACCGAGCUUAGAGGAUCUCUUCGAUCACUGCAAUCGAAGGUUUUCGAUAAAGACAGUGGUUAUGGUGGCCAAACAAAUGCUUUCAAGGGUGCAGACGAUACACGAAAAGAACUUGAUCUAUAGAGACAUAAAACCAGACAACUUCCUCAUUGGUAGACCAAAUUCCAAAGCGGCAAACGUCAUCCACGUUGUUGAUUUCGGAAUGGCGAAGCAAUAUAGAGACCCCAAGACCAAGCAACAUAUUCCUUACCGGGAACGCAAGUCACUCUCGGGUACUGCAAGAUACAUGAGUAUCAACACCCAUCUCGGCCGAGAGCAGUCACGACGUGAUGAUCUUGAAGCCCUAGGCCAUGUUUUCAUGUACUUCCUAAGGGGUGGUUUGCCGUGGCAGGGCCUAAAAGCCGCUACCAACAAACAAAAAUACGAAAAGAUUGGCGAGAAGAAACAGACUACCGCAGUGAAAGAUCUGUGUGAUGGAUACCCUGAGGAAUUUAAUAAAUAUUUGACCUACGUCCGAAAUCUGGGAUUCGAAGAUACCCCUGAUUAUGAUUACCUGCGCGACCUCUUCACCCAGGCAUUGAAGAACACCGGAGAGGUAGAAGACGGCGAGUAUGACUGGAUGAAAUUAAAUGGCGGAAGGGGCUGGGAAGCAGCCAAGCAGUAUCCUCCCCAACAUCACCUCCAUGCGACCAACGCUCCAAACACAUCAGCCCGUGACCUUCAUGGAGUACCAGCGCCUAGGGGCCCACAUAGACCAGGUGUAACAGCUGACCGUUUAAACGCCGCGCAACCCCCGCCCCCAUCUCCCGCGAAACAGGGAGUGGGGAAAGCGCGCGAGCGGCAAAGCGCCUCCGGCGGGCCGCAAGUCAAACGUCAAAACGGAGUGGCGGGGGGUCUUGAGACAACACCGGCUGCGUCGACUCAGGCUCAAUUUCAACACUCCAAUGCCCAUCUCCCGGGCCGCAUUCCCACUCCCGGUACCCAUGGCAUGAAUACUCAGCACUCGACACAAAUGCGACCCGCGCAAGACCCGGAACCAACCUUUGUACAGAAGGUCAUGAAAGCUUUAUGCUGUGGUUGAAAUGCACACACCACAUAACAUCGACAUCCGCUGCCCUCGGGCUCCUCUACCUCAACCUUGCCCGCGGUCUCAUUUAAUUAAUCUCACCCCUUCCAUUUCUAGCCGAUGGAGUCAUUUUAAAUGCCAUUGGUAUUCCACCUGUCUGUAUCUACAGCUUUUCUCGGCUCCUGCUGGAUUGAUUAAUUGCAUAGCUACGCCCACUUACGACAAUGGGCCACGAUGGAGUUUUUUCAUUUCGUUUGUACUAAUUUUUCAAUCCUCAUUUUUCCUUUUUCCUCUUUUUCCCUUUUAAACUCUGCUACAACCACACUCUUAUAUUUUCCACGUUAAGCUCUUUGAUCGAUUGAUUUCCGGAGUUUCGUAUCAAAUAUCAUUUUUUCUUUCUCUUUUUUGGUUCUUAAUAUAAUUUUUGUCCGCUUUUGCUCUCCUAGCUAUCUGACCCUCCUUCGGCUCUCUCAAAAUGUCUACCCUCUCCUGUUCCUGCGUGUUUACGGCCCUCCCUUGUCCUAACCACGUACACAAUUCCGUCCUCACUAAGCGAACGCGAAAUGUCUCCUUUUGUGAAAUCCCCCAAAACCGACUUUUUUGCAACCAUAUUUUUACUUUUUUUUCCUGCUUAAUAAUAGAUCUGUGUUCUUUCUCCCAUUUCCAUACCACAAUCCUGUUUUCCCACCGGUCUUUGGCCGCGGCAAUUCGCUCUGCUCUUCUACUGGAGGCGUUAUGUUUCAUGCUCUGCAACGCGCCAGCAUCAACGAACUCUGUCGGGUUUAUAGGAUGCAGGCAUUUUGCUGCUACCUCUACCAUCUAUACCUAUGUGUCGAUUAUAGGGACCAUGGGUAAUUGUCAGUUAGACCAAGCCGAAUCCAAAUCCCCCCUCCCCUUACUGCCAGCUUAUCUCGAACGAAGAAUAGUUAGUUCAUUUGGAGAAGCUCACCAAUUACCACCACAACCAAACAAACAUCCUUCCCGGUCGUCGAUUUUUGCUUAAACACGAGAACACGUUUUCCUUUGUAUAUAUAUAUGAACGUGAACAAUAGGGAGGGGGCCAAAGCUCUGGACUGGCUAGCUAACUUAAUGGGUUUCAUUUAACAUCACCAUCAUCGUGAAGUGCCGUUGAUGGGAAUAACUGUUGUGUGGAAGUGGAAAUAUUAUCACUUUCCUUUCCCUUUCCUUUCCUCGUCGGAAGUUUUUCUUUUUGGUUUUUUUCCCCAUUGUCUCCUUUAUCUCCUAUGCUGUUAUUCAAUUAUAUUUUUCCCCCUUGUUUCAUCUUCCGAGUCUUCUUGUCUCCAAUUCCCUCCCGUCUCGCUGUUUCUUUACCUGCCGUUCUUCGUUUGCAUUUUUCCCCCAUUUCUCCGUUAUUAUAUUAUUUGCUUUUAGUUUAGGUGCUAUGGUCGAGUUUCCAUUUCCAUUCCUAGUGUCGGUUUUUUUU
This is a messenger RNA of Blastomyces gilchristii SLH14081, 3940 nucleotides long. Its product is annotated as CK1/CK1/CK1-G protein kinase. Bases 1165 to 2511 code for a protein of 448 amino acids. The transcript is spliced from 7 exons. Gene Ontology annotation, molecular function: protein serine/threonine kinase activity; ATP binding. Gene Ontology annotation, cellular component: cytoplasm; nucleus. The record is from RefSeq and is a predicted model, not a curated record. Lineage: Eukaryota; Fungi; Ascomycota; Eurotiomycetes; Onygenales; Ajellomycetaceae. Gene Ontology annotation, biological process: signal transduction; endocytosis; peptidyl-serine phosphorylation.